Acanthoscelides obtectus is the source of this 5459-nucleotide messenger RNA. Lineage: Eukaryota; Metazoa; Arthropoda; Insecta; Coleoptera; Chrysomelidae. The record is from the annotation of a GenBank genome assembly.
AGAGAUGUGACAAAAAUAUAGAACCGGACUGACAGUGAGAUAGGAAUUCUCAUCUCUAUUCGAAUCAUUGGCGUAUUAGAGAAUUGGUAAUCUCAUCUCUAUCAACUGUAGUUGACGGAGUGGGGUGAGGAAACAUGGAAGAAGUAAAAUGUACACAAAUAAAUUUUAGGAAGUUUUCGUGAAGAACUUCGCUCAAGAUAGAGAAAUUGGAAUGGCAACUGGACGAGUUUCAGAAAAAAGAUAGCUGAGGCACCUUAGCAUACAUAGUUGUAAGAUAAAAUGGCAGCAUCAACUGCCAGUAUAGAUGAAUUUCUAUCAGGCCCCCUUGUUAAAUGGAACCGGCAACGUUGCUGAGUUUACCGCGACUACAUCGAUUAUUAGAGAUGUGACAAAAAUAUAGAACCGGACUGACAGUGAGAUAGGAAUUCUCAUCUCUAUUCGAAUCAUUGGCGUAUUAGAGAAUUGGUAAUCUCAUCUUUAUCAACUUUAGUUGACGGAGUGGGGUAAGGAAACAUGGAAGAAGUAAAAUGUACACAAAUAAAUUUUAGGAAGUUUUCGUGAGAAACUUCGCUCAAGAUAGAGAAAUUGGAAUGGCAACUGGACACAUUUCAGAAAAAAGAUAGCUGAGGCACCUUAGGAUACAUAGUUGUAAGAUAAAAUGGCAGCAUCAACUGCCAGUAUAGAUGAAUUUCUAUCAGGCCCCCUUGUUAAAUGGCUUUCGACAUGCGUGAAGAAACCAGAAUCGCUCCAAGUAUAUGAGAAUUUUCUGGAUGGAACUCCUAUCAAUGAGGUCCUCCUACAAAUUGACCCAGAACCAUCUUAUCAGGUUCCAAAUGAAGGCAAUAGUCAGAACCUCAGUCAUAUGGUGGCCAGAGUCAAGAUAUUCCAUUGUAUCAUAAGGAAUAUCAAGUCCAUUUAUGAAGAUGAGUUAGGACAGGUGAUGGUGGCGUCUCCUGACUGCGUGACAAUAGGCAAAACACCUGUGUCAGAGGCAGCUUUGGAACAGUUGAAACUCUUAAUUUUGCUGCUGUUAGGAUGCGCUGUACAGGGGCCCACCAAGGAGACAUUUAUCUUGAAGAUCAAGCAGUUAGAUGUCGACGAUCAGCAUGAAAUUGUGGAGUGUAUCAAAAAGGUUACAGACGACCAAAACGUAGUCUUGACCUCAGACUGGACCGAACAGUCUCCAGAACGCCUGUACUCCCACGUGGUGACGCUGAUAUCGGAAAGAGAGAAGCUGUUGCAACGAUGGGUGACAGAAAUGAGUCAAGAGGCCGCUACAGUCGCUGCUCAAGACGCUGUCGCUGCGGCAAACGCGGCGAAAGCCAAUGGGGUCGAUUCGAAUCAUCUCGCUGUCGAAUUGGCGGAUUGGAAAGCAAAGUUGAGGAAGCUGAGGCAGGAAUUAGAGGAAAAGACUGAAAUCUUAACAGAGAUGAAAGAUGAGCUAGAACAUGCAAAUUGUCUAGUGUCAAAACUGAAAGUAGAAAACAGCGACCUUUUGGUGGAAGCCCGCCGCGCGAAAGUGUAUCGCGACGAGAUGGAUUCGAUGCGUGAGCGUUUGGAACGGAUCGAACGUCUGGAAACGGAAGUGCAACGGUACAGAGAGCGAUUGACGGACGCAGAGUUCUACAAAGUGCGCGUCGACGAGCUGAGAGAAGACAACCGAGUGCUGAUGGAGACCAGAGAAAUGCUGGAGGCGCAGUUGAGCAGGGCGAGAUACAGGGCUGAUCACGCGUUGCAGCUCGAAGCCGAAUUGCUGGCCACGAAGCAGACUAUCAACGAUAUAGCGCUGGAGCGAGACGCGGCUCGAGAACGCGUCCAAGAACUGCUGAGCGAAAACAUCCAGCUUCAGCAGGUGACUAAAUCGGCUCUGCAAGAGAGCAACGGCAACGUCCAGGCAGACCUAGACGAAAGCGCGGACGAGUCUAACAAAAAUAACAACAGCCUAUCGGAGCAGCUGACCAAUAGCGCGCAAGCUAGAGCGCUCAGGCUUGAAUUGGAGAAUAAGAAAUUACUCUCUAUCAUUGAUUCGCUGAAAGAGGAUAGCGUACAUGAGAACAGUAACAGGAUCCUCGAACUGGAGAAGGAAAAGAAAAAGCUGCAGCUGAAAUGCGAACAGCUGCAAGAAAACCGAGCUCGUUUGACCGAACAAGCCGAAGAACUGGAGAAUCUGUUCAAGAACGCCAUCCACGAAAACGGCAAACUUCAGGAAACUUUGGACAUGCAAAAGGCGAUGCACGACAGACAGACGGCGGAACUUCAGAAUGAGAAAGGAAAAAUCCAAGAGCUAGAGAAUAACAUGGAAUUGCUGACCAAGGAGAAACAGAGAUUGCAAGUGAUGUGCGAUACCAUAAAAAAUAGGGCUGAUAUGGCCGAGAAAUCGUUACAACAGGUUACGGACCAGCUGGAAGCUUUGCAUGUCCAAGCGGAAAAAGCAAAAGAACUGGAAAAACUCAACAACGAAGCUGAAAACAAGCUGGCGUUGUUAGAAAAGGAAGUAGCUACAGCUCAAAAGGAGGCGACCAAGUUGAAAGAAAUGCUUGUGUCCAAAGAGGCCGCGCUGGACCGACAAGCCGAAACAUGUUCGAAACAGGAAAAAGAAAUACAGCGAUUGCUGUCCGAAAACGAAUCGGCUCGCGCGCAGUUGGAAAAGUUCCAAGAGUACGAACAGAAAUCGCAAGAGUUGGUUUCUCAGGCGUCGGUGAACAUCGAGACGAUCGCCAACUUGCAAAAAGAUCUCGUCAACGAGAAGGUGCGCAACGAGAAGUUGAAAAGCAGCCUGGAAAAAUUGGGGAUCACCGCCGAAAUAUUGGACGAGAGCGUCGAAGCGAUCGUCGCGAAAAUGAUGGAAAACGCCGAGGUGUUAGGCAGCGUUUUGUCCAUCGCUGACCAGCGGACUGGAGACGAACAGACCGAGUGUAAAAAGUGCGCGGAAGCGACGAAAGAAUUGAUAAAUGCGGAAAUAGAGAAGCAUUGCGAGAAACUCUCCGCGGAAAUAGCGAAUCUCCAAGCGAUGAACGAGUCUCUUCAAAACGAGAACGUCACUCUGACCGUGAGCGUUUCGACUCUGCAAUCUCAAAUCAACUCGUUGCAGACCCAACAGACCGCUUUGCAAUUGGCUAAUAGCCAACUAGUGGCCGAAAAGGACGAGCUGAUGAAAAAGCAGCAGAUCCAAAAUACGCAGCACGACACUCUGCUCUUGGACCAAAUGACUUUGAGGUCGCUUCACGAACAGCUGAGUACCGAAUACGAACAGGCGAAAAACGAACAGGAGAAUCUCAAAAAGGUGUCGAGAGAUUUGCGGUCGGAGAUCAGGAACAUGAAAGAGAAGAAUAACUCUUUGCAGAGCAGAAUAGCGAAUUUGGAAAUCGAAAAGGAGACAUUGAAAAACGAAACGAAGAAUUUGGCGCAUUUGAAAGGGGAACACGUGAAACUAAAAGACGAUUUCCGAAAUUUGUUCACCGCCAGCGAUAGGAUGAAACAAGAAUACAAGGCUGUUCAGGAGGAAUUGAAAAACCUCAAAAUCGAGUCGAGGAAUCUUAGAUUGGGACAGACAGAAAUGCAAGGGGAACUCAACUCUAGAUCGGACAGAAUGGCGGGGCUUCAGUUGGAAAAUGCAAAGCUACAGCAAAAAUGUGAUAUGCUUUUCGAGAUGAACCAUUCAUUAAGAUUCUGAUAGAAGAGCCCUUAUGGAUCAUGUUUCUCAGCUACUAUCGCAAUUACCAUUCGCUUUUAACUCAUUCUUUGGAAGACAAGCAACACUACCACAUCGAAGAGAAAUUGUACACUGAUAAAUUGAAUAACUUGUGCAGGCAGAAAGAAAAGCUCGAGGAGAAAAUUAUGGAACAUUAUAGGAAGUUGGAUAACGCUUCAUCCAAAAAAAAGGGAUUCGGAGCAACUUUGGUGCGGCGAGUCAGAAAGGCGGGAUCGGAUAUAAUAAACAAAGUGCCAAGCAGGAACCGCCGUUCCUGGCACGAAGACGCAGUCUCUCAAAUGAGCCACUCCCAACUGACGCUGUUACGAGACAGAAACAUCCCUAACGCCCCCGGUUCCGGUGCGGACUCGAACUCUGACAACAGCGACAACACGGAAGACCAAUCACCGCCGUCUAUAAGCAUGGUCGGCGGCGGGCCUUCCCCGUCUCCUUCCUCCCCCCACCACUCGCCUUUCCGAAGCAGAAACGCCCCUAGCGGGGGGAGCUUACACGGGAUCAAGCCGAGAGAUGAAGUUGCUUUGUUACGGAGGACGGGGUUGAGGGAUACUUUGCCGCAUAGGAACAGCAUAGCUGGGGAUCAGGUAUUGGCUCAUCAUCGCGGUGCAUCCGGCGACCUGUCCGGGCUAGGCUCCGUAGGGUCGCGUCGCACGGUGUACCUGUCUGAAGACGACGCCGUAGCUGCACCACCUUCCAUCCCGGCACCCGGUGAUCCCGUUGACGCUGCGCUAGAGGAACCCGCACCGGAAUCCCAGAUGCAACAGCCGCCGCUUUUAGUAUACAAUCGAGUUUCCACGACCAUUGGGCAGAUACAGGAUCCGCAGUCGCAAAGGAAGGACGAGGAACAACAGGAGAAAGAAACUGUUGAAGAGAAGAAACCGACCAGUGGCAAGAAGGAGACGACCAUUUGGUAUGAGUAUGGUUGCGUCUAAGAGUCAUCUGGAUAUGAUGAAUGUUAUGAUAAUUUGAAUCUAUCUGGAAUGACUUAUGAUUCACGUGAAAAGUUGGAGAUGUUUCAAUGUCCAGAUAUAUAGUUUUUUUGAUAUUGUACAGACCAGAAACUUUUCAACAGCUAUGAGUAUAUGGCUAAUGCACAGUAAUUUUCAAGAGAGCUUUGUGAUAUUUUUAAAAGUUUAGCGAAAUUAGAGCUUUGAUUGUCUGUUUUCUAAAAGGAAUGUUGCAAUAUUACAUAAUCUUUAAUAAGCAAUUGAAAAAUAUAGAAAGCACUUGGUGAUAAUACAACGACUUACAAAAGUAUUACCUGAAUAUGUAAAUGCCAUAUAUGUUUUCAAAAUUGUUUUUAAAUGUUCCUCAGAUCAGUUUGUUUUAUUCUUGUCUUUAUGACUCAAUCUCUGUUACAAUUGUAACUUUCAGUAUUUUAUAAAUCAUUAAUUAAAUUAGCACCAGUGUUAUUAGUAAUUUUGGGGCCUUAGUACUUGUAAUUUUGAGAUCAGUAUUUUUGAAUUCUAGACUGUUAUUUCCUGAUUACACAAUCUACCAAUAGCUUGAGGUUACCUAGUAGAUGGUUUUUAAUUUAGACGUGAACAAGUUUCCAGGGUCAUUUGGCCAAUUUUUUUUAAUCAGCACCCACUUUUUUAACUAGGAUUUACGUAUUUAUUUGAUUUGUUAAUAUAGAGUAGAGCACUAACUAUGUUUUAUAUUACAUCCAACUUGUAUGCCUUAUUAUUAGCAAGUUGUGGGUCUAUUUAUACAGAAAUGUAUAUUUUGUACUUUUUUAUGCUUCACUAUG